CCUGUAGAUGAGAAAUGGCUUUUUCUGCAUGACUAUGGUAUUCAGGAGGUCUGAACUGUGUCAGGAAACUCAUCGCUGAAGUGUCCUUGGGAAGCUACAGAUCCAUUCGCAGCUGCUUAGCAUAGGUGCCUCCUGAAUUCUCACUAUGUCUGAUGGGGACUAUGAUUACCUCAUAAAAUUUCUAGCUCUCGGCGAUUCCGGAGUGGGCAAGACCAGCCUUCUCUAUCAGUACACCGAUGGCAAAUUCAACUCCAAGUUUAUCACAACGGUGGGCAUUGACUUCCGGGAAAAGAGAGUGGUGUAUAGACCCAAUGGGCCAGAUGGUGUUGGUGGCAGAGGACAGAGGAUACACCUUCAGCUCUGGGACACUGCAGGGCAGGAAAGGUUUCGUAGCUUGACAACGGCUUUUUUCAGAGAUGCCAUGGGGUUUCUUCUGCUCUUUGAUCUGACAAAUGAGCAAAGCUUUCUGAACGUCAGGAACUGGAUAAGUCAGCUGCAAAUGCAUGCCUAUUGUGAGAACCCUGACAUCGUGCUGUGUGGAAACAAGAGUGAUCUGGAAGACCAAAGGAUGGUGAAAGAAGAAGAGGCUAAGGAACUUGCAGAAAAAUAUGGAAUACCAUAUUUUGAAACCAGUGCAGCUAAUGGGAAUAAUGUAAGCAAAGCCAUUGAAACUCUGCUUGACCUCAUUAUGAAGCGCAUGGAACGGUGUGUGGAUAAAUCCUGGAUCCCCGAAGGGGUCGUGCGCUCCAACGGGCACAGCUCCACAGAACAACUGCAUGAGGAGCAAGAAAAAGGCAGAUGUGGCUGUUAGCUCAGUUGCAAUUAAGUUUAAUAUGUAUGAUAAAGUAUAGUACAGUUGCAGCUUAACUGUUUAACUUAUGGACAAAUCACAUUGUGUAGUUAUUUAAUGAG
This is a messenger RNA of Acanthisitta chloris (rifleman), 912 nucleotides long. RefSeq names its product RAB27A, member RAS oncogene family (gene RAB27A). Gene Ontology annotation, molecular function: GTP binding; GTPase activity. The transcript is spliced from 6 exons. The record is from RefSeq and is a predicted model, not a curated record. Gene Ontology annotation, biological process: positive regulation of exocytosis; melanosome transport. NCBI's taxonomy places the organism in Eukaryota, Metazoa, Chordata, Aves, Passeriformes, Acanthisittidae. Bases 146 to 811 code for a protein of 221 amino acids. Gene Ontology annotation, cellular component: melanosome; secretory granule.